This is a messenger RNA of Chenopodium quinoa (quinoa), 1202 nucleotides long. RefSeq names its product psbP domain-containing protein 2, chloroplastic-like. Bases 156 to 959 code for a protein of 267 amino acids. Gene Ontology annotation, cellular component: extrinsic component of membrane; photosystem II; photosystem II oxygen evolving complex. The transcript has 3 exons. Gene Ontology annotation, molecular function: calcium ion binding. Gene Ontology annotation, biological process: photosynthesis. Lineage: Eukaryota; Viridiplantae; Streptophyta; Magnoliopsida; Caryophyllales; Amaranthaceae. The record is from RefSeq and is a predicted model, not a curated record.
ACUUUAGACAACACUACAGUUUCAAAUCAUCUUAAAUCAACAUACGUGAGUAUGUGACUAAUAAUUUCGGAGAAAAAUAAGGGGAUGUGUAGGGAUAUUCUAAUGAGAUCUCCAUGUCCUAGCACCCACUCCCAUAAACAAACACCUCCCUCCUAAUGGCACUCCAACUAAAGAUAAGUCCAUGGAAGAAAACAGUGGGAAAACACAAACAGAGAUUUCCAGCCAUGGAGUUAUUCACAAUUCACCUUCCUAUCCCAAACCAACAAUUCCCACGUUCAAAAACCCUUAAAACACUCCAACCCUUAAAAACCCAUCUCCCCAAAACAUCAAAUUCAAUCAUAUUAUCACCACAUUCUUCAAUUAUUACCAAAAGAAGAACCCUAAAUCUCUCAAUUUUUGCCCUCAUUUUAUCAUCUUCUCUCCCAUUUACUAUUCCCAAUGCAAUUGCAGAGGAUAUUCAAGAAAAAUCAGAGCUUGAACUUGAAAGAUACACAGAUUCCAAAGAGGGUUUCACUCUUCUUAAACCUUCUUCCUACAUUAAGGUGGAUAAAGCAGGAGCAACUGUAUUGCUUGAGGAGGAGAAUAAGAAAGCAAACAAUGUAGGGAUUGUGGUGAACCCAGUUCGGCUUACAAGUCUUACAGAAUUUGGGACUCCUCAGUUUGUGGCUGAUAAGCUCAUUCAAGCUGAAAAACGCAAGGAAAGCACCAAGGAAGCUGAAGUCAUAGGAGUAGCAGAAAGACCUGGCCUCGAUGGCUUACCAGUAUAUGAGUUCGAAUAUGUAGUUGAUAGCACAAGAGGAGGAAUGAAAAGGAUAUUCUCAGCUGCAUUCGUCUCUAGAAAGAAACUCUACUUGUUAAACAUAUCUCAUGUCGACAAGCCAGAAAGUCCUCUUGACAACCAUACGAGAACAAUACUGGAACAAGUACUUCAUUCCUUCGAUGCUGUACCUUCUACAUAAAACUUGUUUGCACAUUCUUCUCCCUCUGGUUAAUGUAUAUUCUCAUACAUCCUUCAAAUUUACAGCUUAUUGUUCAUCCAAUUACAUUCUUUUUCCUCUAUAACAUUUUUGAGAACAACAAUUUUGGAAACAAGAUCCAGAUUUAGCAUCAUUUGUUCCAUCUUCUUUGUAAGCUGCUAGUAUCUGCAUUAUAGCAGGUUUUCAAUUCUACUUGCAUGUAUGGCUCUCGGUGCCUGUCGCAAA